CGAUGGGCCAAGGGGACGAAAGCGAGCGCAUCGUGAUCAACGUGGGCGGCACGCGCCACCAGACGUACCGCUCGACGCUGCGCACGCUGCCCGGCACGCGGCUCGCCUGGCUGGCGGAGCCCGACGCCCACAGCCACUUCGACUAUGACCCGCGCGCAGACGAGUUCUUCUUCGACCGCCACCCCGGCGUCUUCGCGCACAUCCUGAACUACUACCGCACCGGCAAGCUGCACUGCCCGGCCGACGUGUGCGGGCCACUCUACGAGGAGGAGCUGGCCUUCUGGGGCAUCGACGAGACCGACGUGGAGCCCUGCUGCUGGAUGACCUACCGGCAGCACCGCGACGCCGAGGAGGCGCUGGACAGCUUCGGCGGCGCGCCCCUGGACAACAGCGCGGACGACGCGGACGCCGACGGCCCCGGCGACUCAGGCGACGGCGAGGACGAGUUGGAGAUGACCAAGCGCCUGGCGCUCAGCGACUCCCCAGACGGACGGCCUGGCGGCUUCUGGCGCCGCUGGCAGCCGCGCAUCUGGGCCCUCUUCGAGGACCCCUACUCAUCCCGCUACGCGAGGUAUGUGGCCUUUGCCUCCCUGUUCUUCAUCUUGGUCUCCAUCACCACCUUCUGCCUGGAGACCCACGAGCGCUUCAACCCCAUCGUGAACAAGACGGAGAUCGAGAACGUGCGGAACGGCACGCAAGUGCGUUACUACCGGGAGGCGGAGACGGAGGCCUUCCUCACCUACAUCGAGGGCGUCUGCGUGGUCUGGUUCACCUUCGAGUUCCUCAUGCGUGUGGUCUUCUGCCCCAACAAGGUGGAGUUCAUCAAGAACUCGCUCAACAUCAUCGACUUUGUAGCCAUCCUCCCUUUCUACCUGGAGGUGGGCCUGAGCGGCCUGUCCUCUAAGGCCGCCAAGGAUGUGCUGGGCUUCCUGCGCGUCGUCCGCUUCGUGCGUAUCCUGCGCAUCUUCAAGCUGACCCGCCACUUCGUGGGCCUGCGGGUCUUGGGCCACACUCUGCGAGCCAGCACCAAUGAGUUCUUACUGCUCAUCAUCUUCCUGGCUCUGGGCGUCCUGAUCUUCGCCACCAUGAUCUACUAUGCCGAGAGGAUAGGGGCGCAGCCCAAUGACCCCAGCGCCAGUGAGCACACCCACUUUAAGAACAUCCCCAUCGGCUUCUGGUGGGCUGUGGUCACCAUGACGACGCUGGGCUACGGAGACAUGUACCCGCAGACGUGGUCCGGCAUGUUGGUGGGAGCGCUGUGUGCGCUGGCGGGCGUGCUGACCAUCGCCAUGCCCGUGCCCGUCAUCGUGAACAAUUUCGGGAUGUAUUACUCCUUAGCCAUGGCUAAGCAGAAACUACCAAAGAAAAAAAAGAAGCAUAUUCCGCGGCCACCGCAGCUGGGAUCUCCCAAUUAUUGUAAAUCUGUCGUAAACUCUCCACAUCACAGUACUCAGAGUGACACAUGCCCGCUGGCCCAGGAAGAAAUUUUAGAAAUUAACAGAGCAGGUAGGAAACCUCUUAGAGGCAUGUCGAUCUGACCUUUCACCUCUGCCCCCUGUAGCGAUGAUUCCAGAUUCAGUCAGACUGCUUCCUUAGUUCCGUGGGUGACUCUGGACCCCACGCUCAGUCUCGAGGUGUGGCGUCUGGGGGCCCAGGGAGAUGCUGGGCAGCCAAAUUCACGAGGCGAGAGCCUGCUAGAACCUCACUGGUGGCUCCCGGUAAGGAGGUUGACACACUGGUCUCGGGUUCUGAAGAGAUGCCACGGCCCGCGAGGUUGCUGAGGACUCUCUUAGCAGGAGCCCAGGGGCUCCGCUGCUCGAUGGGCAGGAGUUGGGCAUGAGUCGCUGACUCAGGCCACUGACCCAAAGUCACGGCGGGGCAGGGUGGGUGUGAUUGGGAAAUGCCAGACAGCUGCCCAUUUGGUCUUUACACGGCUCCCUUCGGGCAGUACAUAUGGCACGGAUGGUGCCUGGGCUCUGGCAGGAGGUCCCUGCAGAGACAGCGGCAAGGAUUCUCACCCCCCCCCGCAGAGCCUGUCUCCAUAGCUGAGUAGCAUUCCUGCUCCGAUGCCGGCUGCCUAACUCCAGGCGCGUCCUCGGAGACGCCUCUUGCCCUCCGUAACAAGCUUACUCACCCCACAGCAUGCGGAACCAGCUCAUCUUCUACCACCACUCUAGAGUUUAGCGUUUAUCUUUAGGAACCUGUUGGAGUGACUCUAGCUUUCACGUUGUCUGUUUGGGUUGAUGGUCCAGUGGGAGUUUCCGGUGGCCUUCUUUCUGAUGGAAGCGGCUGGUGAGCGAAGGACUAGAGGGGGCCACCACCCGGGCAGCUUAGAUGAAAGCGCUUCAGACCAGCAACAACCUCCCACUGAGAGUGUUCCCUGUUUCCGGCAGUAGGGACUGCAGCAGCAAUACACGAUAUCCCAACCAGUGUACGCCCACUUUCCCGUGAAUUCAGUGGGGGUCAGGGAGGG
Dama dama (fallow deer) is the source of this 2473-nucleotide messenger RNA. It is a transcript of the gene KCNC1, whose product is annotated as potassium voltage-gated channel subfamily C member 1. The transcript is spliced from 2 exons. Gene Ontology annotation, biological process: potassium ion transmembrane transport; protein homooligomerization. The record is from RefSeq and is a predicted model, not a curated record. Bases 3 to 1538 code for a protein of 511 amino acids. Gene Ontology annotation, cellular component: dendrite membrane; neuronal cell body membrane; voltage-gated potassium channel complex. Gene Ontology annotation, molecular function: delayed rectifier potassium channel activity; protein binding. NCBI's taxonomy places the organism in Eukaryota, Metazoa, Chordata, Mammalia, Artiodactyla, Cervidae.